CUUAUAACUUGCGGUCAUGACGGGGGCACAUACGUCCAUGCGAUUACGGCCUAGUCGAAGCAGUUUAAUUUACCUGCUUGGCUGGUUGAUAAGAUUUAAUGUCAUUGCAGCACAAGAGAGUUGCAUAUGUGAUCAAACCGCAAACCUAUGCGAUCCCAAUUGUUGCUGCGAUCCUGACUGCACCACCGCCGACCGUGAUGCCUACUUUGUCGGGGGAUGUCUACCUGAGACUGGUGCAAUAGCAGAAGCAGGAGCCGCCGCUGAGCCUUUUUGUUCCCAGUUUCUGGUGGCGGUGAAUGAUCCUUCGCAGCUGGUGGACAGAUCUGAUUCGGGAGCUUUAUGCAUUGCCAUAGAUAAUAGUCCCGUCGAAGGGUUCUCGUACCCAAAUCCGCAGACAUACACCAAUACAGCUGCAUUCCAAGAAAUAUUUCAGCGUGUUCCAUUUACGUAUCAGCAGACAUCAACCGACGCAGAGAAUGCAUUGUCAACAACCCCGUACAAGUACGGAGAUUCCAUUCAAGUACGGUACGGUGGAUCGCCCAUCUUGAACGCACCCAUGCCAAUGCCAUCGGCGUUAGUGAAUGAUUUUUGUGAUGAUGCCAAUUCAGCUAAAUUUCUCGUUGCGCAAUCAACGACGUGUGCUCGACCAAUGGGAAUUACACAGUGUUCAGCUGCAACACCCUUCGAUGCAGCUUAUUACACUCGCUACACCGUCAUCACGGAUCCAGCGAACCCGGGAACAACAGUACCAAUCACACCCCAGUGCUACGACGCAUCAACCAGCGCAUCGGUAGCUUGCACGCUCGUUCCGUCAUACAGCAGCGGUUUAUGCUUGAACGGAGUUACAGAGGUACAAUACAACGUCGUAUACGAAGUUGCUGGGAGCGCCGUGAUUAGAACAGUUGGCGCGAAGAUCAUGAUUGGCACGAUUGAUGCGAAUCAGACGAGCGCACUCCAACGAUUCGCCGUCACAUUCAGUACGCCCACCUCUGCUACAACACCUCCAGUCGCGCGGUCAGGAAAUCCGGGUUACAUUGUAGGGAAGCCAGUGCUAACUGGCACGCUAUCCGGCACCUCAGUAACUGCAGGUCCCCAUUUGACUCUUGCAAAAGACAUAUAUUCGGCCUCUUCAAAUCUAAUAAGUUGCGGAACACCUACGGACGCAACAAGUCGUGUUCCCGUAACGUUUGGCACAGACGUAUCCAGUGGAUGCACGUUGCAUCUUAAUCUCCUGGAUCUGACAACAGGAUGUGCGGCUCUUGGUACUCAAAUUCAGAAUUUGCAGUUAGAGACAUUGCGGACUGUCACGCAUGUUGGGAGGAUGGGGGACGCCGAUGGGUCAGUUUUGGGGGACUGGAUCGAAGUCCUUGGGACCCUGCCAACUGUGGCGAGUUUGGUGGCCCAAACGGUUGGCGGGGUAACUUGCAGCAACCUCCUCACAAGCAUUUUCAUCGACUUCCUCGUAGCAGAUACAGGCACAACCACUUCUCCGCAACCCAGUAUCAUCGGCGCCCGGUAUCGCUAUACAACAGGCAGUUUCACCUACCGCUGCAUAAACCCAUCAGACUGUCUCUCACUGGGAAGUGCCACCCAGCCAUUCCGGAUUUCAUCGGCAGUGUCAUUCGUCUAUGUGCGACAACAGCCAGAAAUGGUUGUCCCAGCUCCACCGCGCUUGGUUAAACCACUUCCUGAUGAUGUGUUUUAUCCAUUCCACAUACCGAGUUCGGCAGCGUCGACAAAAUCUAUGGGACUGUCAUUUUGGAUGUUGUGUUUAAGUGGGAUAGCAACGGCGUGGAUGGGAGCAGUGUUGGUACGGUAAAAUAAGUACAGGUGCGAUUGUAUAUACACAUGGCAAUUAAACAAAGAAUUAGCCUAUCAUGUCC
Messenger RNA from Spizellomyces punctatus DAOM BR117, 1883 nucleotides. RefSeq lists its product as uncharacterized. The transcript has 10 exons. Bases 17 to 1819 code for a protein of 600 amino acids. Lineage: Eukaryota; Fungi; Chytridiomycota; Chytridiomycetes; Spizellomycetales; Spizellomycetaceae. The record is from RefSeq and is a predicted model, not a curated record.